Capsaspora owczarzaki ATCC 30864 is the source of this 1813-nucleotide messenger RNA. RefSeq lists its product as hypothetical. The transcript is spliced from 9 exons. The coding region runs from base 36 to 1742 and encodes 568 amino acids. Gene Ontology annotation, cellular component: tRNA (m1A) methyltransferase complex; nucleus. Gene Ontology annotation, biological process: tRNA methylation. NCBI's taxonomy places the organism in Eukaryota, Filasterea, Ministeriida, Capsasporidae. The record is from RefSeq and is a predicted model, not a curated record.
CUUCCAUUCAUUUUUCACUCUCCAUCCCGUUGACCAUGAGCGACUUGCCUCAGUCUGCAGCCGUCACUUCACUCGCGACCGCAUUCUCGUCCUCGUCCUCGUCGACACCAGCACUGUCAGAGCAGGCUGAGCUUGCGACUGGCAGCCAUAUGGCCGUGGCUGCUGAGGCCGCCUCGAGCUCCGCCAGCCCCCUCCACGAGGACGGCAGCGUCGAGGACGAGGCGGCCGUUGAGCGCUCGCUCGCGGUGGCUGCCCAGGCGCGUGCCGCAGAGCACCGUCCAGCAUUGCAUCUGAUCAACGAGAACGACUAUGUCAUCAUGACCAAAGGCGACUCGAUCAAAAUCCACCUCGUCCAGCGCGGCAACCUUGUUCACUUUGGAAAAUUGUCAUUCAAGCUGGAUUCGGCGAUCGGACAGCCAUGCGACAGCUACUACGAAGUGACGCGAGACGGUCUUACGCGCGUCAACCGUGUCUCGGACGUCCUGGCAGAGACCGAGGAGUCGUCCGUGGCCAAAAGCAACCAAUUCCUUGUCGACAAGGGCUCGAAUCAAAAGUUGACAGCCGAUGAUGUGCAAAGCAUGAAGCGAGCGAAUGUGACUGGUCAGACUCUCAUCUCCAAGCUCGUCGAAAACAGCUCAAGCUUUGAGCAUAAGACCGAGUUUUCCCAAGCCAAGUACAUCAAGAAGAAGCAACAGCGUCACUUGAAUGUCGUGAGGAUUGCACGCCCAACCGCCCAAACCCUAUGCGAAGCGCUGUUCAUCACUGAUAACAGCAAGAUCAUGUCGCUUCGUAUUGACUCGCUUGCGCACAUGUUGACCUUUGGUAACGUCUUUUCUGGCAUUCGCGUGGCUGUCGUGGAGGGAACACACGGCCUGCUCUCCGGCGCUUGUUUGGAGCGCAUGGGAGGUGCCGGAACUCUGCUCCAGCUUCAUCACUCGGACGUACCGUCUCGCCAGUUUAUGCUUCCGUUCAACUUUGACGAAAAGGCGCUUUCCAUUGUCAAGUACAUGCCGCUCACCACCCUCAGCCACGUUUUGAGCGAGACCCCGCGUCCUACCACGGCCGAGGCCGCAGGCAUCGAGACUUCUUCCGCCGUGCCAAUGGAAGUCGACACCUCAGACCAAGCAGCUCAGGAAGAGGCCGCACCGGCACCAGCUGAGACUCCAGUCGAGGCCGCAGAGGGCCAGAAAGCCGCUGGCGCUGGCAAGCGAAAUGGUCGCCCUCGCAUGCCCCGUCCAGAUGUGGAUGCUGCCAUCCGGGAGCUUCGUCGCGGGCGCUUUGACUGUCUGCUCCAAGCGACUCGGCACAACCCGGCGUCUUUGCUCUUCCCUAUGCUUCCCUUCCUCCUGCCUUCGCGCCCGUUUGUUGUCUUUUGCCAAUUCCAAGAGCCGCUGGUUGAGUGUGCGCUUCGUCUCCGACGAGAGGGAUUGGCUGUCAAUGUUCAGGUUGUCGAAGUUCUCUUUACCGACCAUCAGGUUUUGCCCAGCCGCUCGCACCCCAACAUGACAACCAGUGGCACCGGUGGCUUUAUGCUGUCUGGCACGACCGUCGUCCCGCCAUCGGCUGAAGAGCACGAAUCACGGCAAUCGCGCCCAGCCAUCCAACCUUCGAAGCGCACAGCUACCAAUGCCGCCUCAACUAGCUCGACGGAAGACGCGACCGCCACUGCUGCUGCUGCUGCCGCCGAUGCCAGCUCAGACCAACCAGCAAAGAAAUUGCGACUUGACGAAAACGCAGAGUAGUGUUUAUUCUUGCACUUGCAGUUAUUUGUUACGAAUACCACUUUAGUGUUUCAACUUGUCUCAGAUCAAUG